Sceloporus undulatus (fence lizard) is the source of this 708-nucleotide messenger RNA. RefSeq names its product mitochondrial ribosomal protein L42 (gene MRPL42). The transcript has 6 exons. Bases 178 to 618 code for a protein of 146 amino acids. The record is from RefSeq and is a predicted model, not a curated record. Lineage: Eukaryota; Metazoa; Chordata; Lepidosauria; Squamata; Phrynosomatidae. Gene Ontology annotation, cellular component: mitochondrial large ribosomal subunit.
CUACAUUUCCCAGGGAACUUCCGGUAGAGCGCCACUAAUGACCGGAAGUCGGUCUGAGAAAUGCUUUGAUUGCACAGGGAAGCGAGUGAGUGCCUUGAACGUGAUUAAACCAAGACUGAACUAUACACAUUUGCUCCGAACUCAACUCUGAAGCGACUUCAGUUUUUGUUUGCCAACAUGGCGAUAGCAUCAAGAAGGGCUGUUUUAUCCAGUACAAUGUGGACACGUUUGGCAGCUUUCACCAGGCAAGAUCUGGUACCUGGUUCAGUUAACUGUUCUUGUCCCAAAUCUACAUACUCAGCACUUCCUGAUGACUAUAACUGCAAAGUGGAGCUUGCAUUGACAUCAGAUGGGAAGACAAUUGUUUGCUACCAUCCUUCAGUGGACAUUCCAUAUGAGCACACACGCCCCGUUCCACGGCGAGAUCCCUUGGAUUAUAAAGAUGAAACACAUGAUCAGGUGCUGAAAUCAAGACUGGAAGAAGAAAAGCUGAAAAACCAGAAAGGUCCUACUAUUGAACAGCUUAGUAAAAUGUUUUACACAACAAAACAUCGCUGGUACCCUGUGGGGCAAUACCAUACCAGACGUAAGAAAACCAAUACCCCCAAAGAUAGGUGAACAUGUUUCUCUGUCAUCAUUACUGCAGAUGUUUCCUUAAACAUACUUGUAUAUUAUCUGCUUCCAUUAAAGUACUUUUCUUAAACUUUU